CAAACAACAUAUUCAAAUAUUCAUAUGGUUUCCUAUCUGUUUUUACGCUGGAUAAAACCUACCCCUAAGUGUGAAGAGUUUUUAUUCGAACACAGAGUUCACUUGUUUCUCCGCCAUUGCAGUCAUUUAUCAUAGACGGAAUGAGCACGAACUUCGCGACAAAAAUGGACUAAAAAGUGAACGUGCCGAGUUUGCAAUCAGUGUGAUUCGUGUGGAACCAUGUGCUCAUAGCAGUAAGUAAAAAUACCCAUUUCCUUAGUAAAUAGCAGACGAUAAUGUGAAAAUCAGCCUGAUGCAUUUUUCUGCACUUCCACGUGUGAAUGGAGACGAGGCUGCAAUGACUGCUAUACAGACUGCCAGAAUGUCACAUAUUCAAGGUCACGACCUUCACCAGUCGGUCAUCAAACGACCUUUUGAACCGCUCACCAAGGCCGCGGUGGAAAGGUUCGAUGAAUGUAUUUACAACAAAAUGGACGACGACGAUUUCAGUGACCAUGACUCUCAUUAUUCGGAAGAUCUCGUUGACGACAAUUUUGAUUUUCCUUUGACAAAAGGACCGGAUGUGACGCAACAGUUGUUAAAUUUCGCGGACAUGGUAAAUGCUGAUAUUCAAAAGUUUUUCGGGAAAAAGAAAGACGAGGACUCGUGUGAUAUAUAUGAAGAUAAGUGGGUCACAACCAAAUCGGGAAGAGAACUGUAUUACGCAGACCUCCUACGUAUUGCUCAGGGUGAAAACGUGGAUACCAAAAACACGAAAGAAUUAUUAACUCUUAACAAUGCAUCGCAAGACAAAACAGACAAUAAGCACAAGUUCACAGGGAAAUUGGACUUAAAAAUGGGGCUGGGGCCCCUUGAAGACUUGUUUAGAGUUGGAUUAAAAGAUUUUAUAGCAGAUAAGAAAAAAUCAAAGAAACCGAAGCGCAUUCAAGCAGAUGUCAAGAAAUAUUGUGAUUUGACGCCCAUGAACCAACGUAAGCUGCCUCAAUCCUUCUGGCAGGAGCCCGGGGGAUUGAAUCGAACGCACGCCAGAGUCAAUGGGAAUGGCGUGCCAAUCAUUAACUCCUCUCAGCCUCCGGACUUUAGUGACCUGCUGCAUAGCUGGACGCGGUGUGGGGAGGAGGAGGAAUAUAGCGGAGGAGACGUGUCCUCAAGUGAAAUCAGCGUGGCUUCCACGGAGUCCACCACCAUGGAACAGCUGUAGUCACGUGACGUGACGUCAUCGGAAACAAUGUGCAAAUCUAGUCACUUUUUUCGAUUUAAAAAUAUCAUUUUCACCGAACUUGCCGGAAAACAGGGUAAAAGAUGUGUGCAAUUACAUUCCACCAUCUUAUGUAUGUCUCAUCUGGACAAUGUGUUCUUGACUGUCAAAAUAAAGCAUUGACUUAAAA
Magallana angulata is the source of this 1388-nucleotide messenger RNA. RefSeq names its product protein PERCC1-like. The coding region runs from base 293 to 1201 and encodes 302 amino acids. The record is from RefSeq and is a predicted model, not a curated record. Lineage: Eukaryota; Metazoa; Mollusca; Bivalvia; Ostreida; Ostreidae. The transcript has 2 exons.